AUGUCGAGUAUAUUAAAUUUGACUCUACUGAAUCUACCAUCAACGAAUCAGAAUGAAGCUAGCAUUGAGUACUUUGUCAACACUCCAUUAUUCACUUUUCUGGUUAUAACAGUACCUUGCACAUUGAUUGGGUUGAUUGACUUCGCUGUCAACCUUAUCAACGUCUCGGUCUUUGCUGCCCAGGGGCUCAACCACCCGGUGGAAAUCAGCCUCUUCACCAUCGCCGCCUCUGACAUGAUCAAAGUUAUUUUUAUCAUGUUUGACAACUUGUGCACGAACUCUUACGCCGACAUCAUGGGAACGCCCCUGAAGCUUGACGAGGUGUUCUUCGUGGCGGGGUCUUUCCCUCUGGGGUGCGUCAGCCGGAUCACUUUACACGUGACCAUCUACGUCACAGCGGAGAGAUGCCUGUGCAUCUUACUUCCGCUUCAGGUCAAGAGAAUCGUUACGAAAAACGUCACCAUUAUCUGUGUAUCUAUGAUCGUGGCUUUAAACCUGCUCGCACUAUAUCCGGUGUACGUGACGUAUUUUCUCGCCUGGAAUUUUUAUCCCUACCUAAACAAGACUUUGCUCGGCUUUAGCGUGGCAACUUACGACCCGGUCACGUUUGCAAUGACCUACUUUCUUCACGUCAUCCUGGUUGUCGUAGGACUUUUCUUUCUGGUCAUCUCAACAUCAGUUUUAGUUUGGCAGCUGUCACGCAAGACAAAGUGGAGAAUGAGUCACACCAGCGCGCUCGACGCUCACAAAGUCGCGAUACAAUCCCGCGACAAGAAGUCCAUGAAGAUGGUGGUCAUUGUCGCAAUAUCUUUCGCCAUUGGCUUCACUCCCCUUGUGGUCACCAUUUUGUUGGCCUACUAUGUACCUGAGUUUAGUUUUGGAGGUCCGCUAGACGCCUUGUUUCACCACCUGUAUAGCAUUAGUUUGUUUUCGAUGUCAGUCAAUUCCAGCACUAAUAUUAUAAUUUUUUACAAGAUGAGUAGAAAGUACAGAGACAAAUUUAAACAAAUUAUCUCCCUCAAUGUUCAUAGGAAAAGUAAAAUCAUUGAAGAUAUUUAA
This is a messenger RNA of Biomphalaria glabrata, 1059 nucleotides long. RefSeq lists its product as uncharacterized. Gene Ontology annotation, molecular function: G protein-coupled peptide receptor activity. Gene Ontology annotation, cellular component: membrane. The transcript has a single exon. Bases 1 to 1059 code for a protein of 352 amino acids. The record is from RefSeq and is a predicted model, not a curated record. NCBI's taxonomy places the organism in Eukaryota, Metazoa, Mollusca, Gastropoda, Planorbidae.